Messenger RNA from Sphenostylis stenocarpa, 1269 nucleotides. NCBI's taxonomy places the organism in Eukaryota, Viridiplantae, Streptophyta, Magnoliopsida, Fabales, Fabaceae. The record is from the annotation of a GenBank genome assembly.
AUGGCCAUUGCAAAGAGCGCUGUCAUUCUUAUUUUGUUCUUUGCAUUGGCCUGCAUUGAGGCUACAGUUCCAAAAGUACCACGAAUUGCUGGUCCUGACAUGUUCAGGAACAAAAAUGUGGCUAAGGAUGUGCUCCUUCCUGGUGAGAAAAUAGUUAGCGUCAUGGAUUUUGGAGCCAAAGCUGAUGGCAAGUUCGACUGCACCCAGGCUUUCAUGUCUGCAUGGCAAAAGGUGUGCCAUCAAUCCACUGGGCCAACCAGGCUUUUGAUUCCUCCAGGCAGGUUCUUGGUUUCAUCAAUGUUUUUCAGUGGACCAUGCAGUAUUCCAAGUCCAGUAACAAUUCAAGUGCAAGGGUAUGUUAUGGCUACCACCGAUAUUUCGGAAUAUGAAAACGGUGACUGGCUCAUAUUCGAGAAACACAAUGGCUUGAAAAUUAUAGGCGGUGGCACUUUCGAUGGCCAGGGUAAAAAGUCAUGGGAAUACUCCCAGAAUUGCGAAUCAGCCGCUGAUGGUACUUGCGCCAGGAAUCCAAGCAGCCUUUUCGUCAGUGAUAGUAGUAACGUGGUUAUACAGGGCAUCAGAUCUGUGAACCCCAAAGGCUUUCACGUAUUCAUUACCAAAUGUACAAACGUCAGAUUGAGAAAACUUAAGCUGCUUGCACCCGCAACCAGCCCCAACACUGAUGGAAUUCAUGUCAGCCAUUCCAACAUUGUUCUAAUGUCCAAAAACACCAUUGCAACUGGGGAUGAUUGCAUCUCUAUGAUACAAGGAGUCAAAAAUGUUUUCAUCAACAGACUCAAGUGUGGCCCUGGACACGGUAUAAGUAUCGGUAGUCUUGGAAAAUAUCAGGAUGAGGACGAGGUGAGAGGCAUUCGCAUCAAGAAUUGCUCAUUGAUCGGCACAACCAAUGGCCUCAGAGUCAAAGCAUGGCCUGAUAGAUAUGCAGGUGCAGCCUCAGAUAUAAGCUUCAGUGACAUUAUCAUGGAAAAAGUAAAAAACCCUAUCAUCAUUGACCAAGAGUAUGAAUGUGAUCCAGGCUGCAAAAAGAAGCCAUCACUUGUAAAGAUAAAAAAUGUUCAUUUCCAAAACGUGAGAGGAACUACAACUUCACCACUUGCAGUGGACUUAAGGUGCAGCAAGCUGUUCGGGUGUCAAGGUGUUACAGUUAGAGACAUUGACCUGAAGUUUGGAGAUGCCCCAACCACGUCAAGAUGUGUCAAUACUCAUCCCAUCUUUGGUGGCUUGCUAAUGCCUCCACCUUGCGCAUAG